AUGACCCACACAGAACCCGAGAUCCUGCUUCGGUUUUCCUCACUUCACCGGCUCCAGCGAGUCACCGCGUGGUGCCUUCGGUGGCGGCGCCCGGCGGUGCCCAAGGAAAAGAACGCCUCCCGAAACGUGGAACCCACGCUCCAGGCGGACGAGCUCGACACCGCGCUCUCUAGAUGGUUACGCCGAGUGCAAGGCCUGCACUAUCCCGACGAGGUCGCCGCCAUCACCGCACGUCGUCCUGUAUCGCCGAAAAGCAGACUCGCGAAGUUAAGCCCUUUCCUUGACGAGAACAGCAUACUGCGAGUCGGAGGUCGCCUCAAGCACGCGAUACUUUCGCAAGAUGAGCGACACCCCAUGAUCGUGCCAACCGCCUCAUGGCUCACCCAACUGCUGGUGGAGGCAUGCCAUCGCAGGACCCUGCACGGAGGAGUGCAACUUACCCUCGGGCUGCUGCGUCUCAGAUUUUGGAUUCUUCAGGGCCGGUCCAGAGUAAGACAGUUGCUGCAUCGCUGCGUCAUUUGCACUCGGUGGAGAGCCGCUACACCGCAGACUACAAUGGGCAAUCUGCGACACGGACGAGUUACUCCAGUUCGCCCGUUUCUACGAACCGGCGUGGACUACACUGGACCAAUUCAACUCCGCACAAGCAAGGGUCGAGGACAAAAAGCUCACAAAGAGUUUAUCGCCGUAUUCGUCUGCCUAUGCACAAAGGCUGUACACUUAGAUGUUGUGUCCGAUUACACAUCGGACGCAUUUCUUGCCGCCUUUCGACGCUUUACUUCGCGCCGAGGCCUUUGCGAAGAGAUAUACUCCGACUGCGGCACAAAUUUCAUCGGGGCAGACAACGCACUUCGAGAGCUCUUUGCCGCUUCCUCCACCUCUGGUCGCCGAAUAGCCCACGCGGCCACAACGGAAGGAAUCAAAUGGCGAUUCAAUCCUCCUGCAGCACCGCACUUCGGAGGGCUUUGGGAAGCCGCCGUCAAAUCUACCAAGCACCACCUUCGCCGAGUCAUUGGAGAGACCACACUCACCUUCGAGGAAAUGACUACUCUCCUGGCUCAAAUUGAAGCGUGCCUCAAUUCACGACCGCUCAGAGCACUAUCCGACGAUCCGGACGACAUCUCCGCAUUAACACCAGGUCACUUCUUAAUCGGUGCCCCCCUCCUGGCCGUACCCGAACCGUCUCUCAUCAAGGAACCUGACUACUCGCUCUCCCGAUGGCAACACCUGCAAAAAAUGCGCGAUCAUUUCUGGGAACGAUGGUCACGCGAGUACAUUUAG
Molecule: messenger RNA, 1281 nt
Organism: Formica exsecta
Lineage: Eukaryota; Metazoa; Arthropoda; Insecta; Hymenoptera; Formicidae
Exons: 1
Coding region: 1-1281 (426 amino acids)
Biological process (GO): DNA integration
Molecular function (GO): nucleic acid binding
Source: RefSeq, a predicted model, not a curated record